Messenger RNA from Python bivittatus (Burmese python), 4904 nucleotides. The record is from RefSeq and is a predicted model, not a curated record. NCBI's taxonomy places the organism in Eukaryota, Metazoa, Chordata, Lepidosauria, Squamata, Pythonidae.
GAAGCUGGACACGUGGUGGUCCUCGCUGGGAGUGUUAGAUGCUGAUGCGUUGAAGGGCGUGAAACCGGCAGCUGCUUUCUGCUAGCAUCUCCGUUUCCUGCAAAGAAGAAGAAGAAAAGCAGCACCAAAUCCAUUUAUUCAUUUUUUAAAAAAUCAUCAUCGCCGAAACUGUCCCCUCGAACUUUCUUGGCAAAGGAGCGAUCUCCGGGAAGAUUUGAGGCGUGCAUUCUAUUUUUUCUCUUUUUCUUUUUUUAGCCUAAAGCAUUCAUUUCCUAAAACAAAGUGAACGAAAGCAUCGGGCAGCUUGAAAGCCCUUUGCUGGGUAGCAGUUAGCAUCGGGUGGGACUGAAAACUAUACUCAACCACAUAACUUUUUAGCCCUUCUUCACACACACACACACACACAUACACACACACACACACUCAUAUAUGUCCUACCACCGCUGCCCUCGACUGGUCAAAUUUCAUCACAAAAUGAGAAUUUGAUAGCUCUGCCGAUUGAUUGAAGAGAGUCACCUCUAGCUCUCUUCACAUCCAGACUGCUUAGCGGUUGAAGUUGAACAAGACUUGAUUGCUGAUCAGUUGGAAAAGCGGUGCCCAUCGUAGAGCUGUUCCCCAUGGCUAAAACAGAGAGAUAAAGAAGGGCCACCAUCAUCAGCUGGGCUGCUUCAGGGUUGGUCUUCCAUGUGAGGUUUCCAUGCUGAUCCGGAGAACCUCCCCAAAGCUGGUCUGUGACUUGCUCAAGAUUCCAGGAUCCCUUGCCCUUGGUUUCAUCUGCCAUGCUUCACCACGCGGCACUCUUAUUGCACUGUCUGCCUCUGGUCAUGGGACAGUAUGAUAUCUGCAAAUCCUGGGUGACCACAGACAAUGGGCCAAUGUGGGAGUUUUACGCUUGCCAGCCCAAAGCAGUGGCCAUGAAGGACUUUGCUACCGUCAGGGUGGAACCAUCCGGCAUCACCUGUGGGAAUCCGCCCGAGCGCUUUUGCACACAUGAAAACCCAUACUUGUGCAGCGAUGAGUGUGAUGCCUCCAACCCAGACCUGGCCCACCCCCCCAAGCUGAUGUUCGAUAAAGAAGACGAAGGCCUGGCAACUUACUGGCAGAGUGUGACCUGGAGCCGUUAUCCCAAACCUUUGCUGGCCAACAUUACCUUGUCUUGGAACAAAAGCAUUGAGUUGACCGAUGAUAUUGUGUUGACUUUUGAGUAUGGCCGUCCCACCAAAAUGAUCCUCGAGAAGUCAUUGGACAAUGGGAGGACUUGGCACCCGUACCAGUACUACGCGGAUGAAUGCAACGAAGCAUUUGGCAUGCCGGCCCGGAAGGUGCGGGAACUCUCCACCACCAGCGUCAACAGGGUUAUCUGCACGGAGGAGUACUCUCGCUGGGUGGGGUCCAAGAAAGAGAAAGACGUCCGGUUUGAGGUGAGGGACCGCUUUGCCAUUUUUGCUGGACCAGAGCUCAGAAAUAUGGACAAUCUUUACACCAGGCUGGAGAGUGCCAAAGGCCUCAAGGACUUCUUCACCAUGACCGACUUGAGGAUACGGCUUUUGAAACCAGCUCUCGGGGGGACCUACGUCCAAAGGGAGAACUUGUACAAAUACUUCUAUGCGGUCUCCAAUAUCGAAGUCACAGGCAGGUGCAAAUGUAAUCUCCAUGCCAACCAGUGCAUUUUCAAGGAGGGAAGUCUCCAGUGUGAGUGUGAACAUAACACGACGGGACAGGACUGCGGCAGAUGCAAGAAGAAUUUCCGGAGCAAAUCUUGGAGAGCUGGUUCUUAUCUUCCCCGUCCCAACGGUUCUCCUAAUGUGUGUGCCGCUCCCAAUUUUGGCAUUUUGUCUAAGACCUCCAGACUCAUCCAGCAAAAAUCUGGCUCUGUUCCACUGAUCCCUAUUGAAACAUUUCAAGACUGUGAAUGUUAUGGACACUCCAACCGGUGCAGCUUUAUCGACUUCCUGAAUUUAGUGACCUGCAUUAGUUGCAAACAUAACACUCGGGGACAGCACUGCCAGUAUUGCCGGCUUGGCUACUACCGAAAUAACUCCGCAGAGCUGGACGAUGAGAAUGUGUGUGUAGAUUGCAACUGCAACCGUGUUGGCUCACUGGCCAACCGUUGUAACGAAACCGGGCACUGCGAGUGCAAAGGCGGUGGCGUGACGGGGCCAAAAUGCGAUGACUGCUUGCCCGGCUACUACUGGAGACAAGGUUGCUUCCCGAACGUCUGUGAUGACGAACUCCUGAUUUGCCAAAACGGAGGCACUUGUUACGAGAACCAGCGCUGCCUCUGCCCGCCGGGUGCCAAGGGCGUCCUGUGUGAACAAACUAAGUGUGAGGGUGAAAACGCAGAGUGCGACUCAGCCUCCGGGACGUAUCUCAGCCUUUCGGCGUUGGUGGCCAGCGCGGUGGGUCUGCACGUGCAACAACUGUUGAACCUCUGAAGAGCAAGGAAGGAGGUGCCCUGCCAAAGUCGACGUGAAAAGCCGCAAGCGAAAGGAUGGGACAGCAUGAAAAUCUUGCAAGCGAAGGAGAGAAGGCUCUUCCCAGCCGCUGGUCUUUUUUGGUCCUCGUUGGCCUAAAGCUGAAGGAUUCAAAGGAGGUUCCUGCUCCUCCCUGAGGUCUUCGGUUGGAUGCGGCUGCCGGAACAGAGACAUCUUUUAGUGCGUCACCGAGACGGGAAAGAACCACGCGACAGGACUUUGGGGAAAUGCAAAGCCUUUGCAUCUUUCCAACGAUUUUCUCACGGGGGGAAUUGUCCAAGGGUCCCCUGGGCAAAGGGGGAGCUGCCAAAAAGGGGGCAAAAAGGUGGGGGGUGGGGAAUGCCCUCAAUUACCUUGCAUUUUUGUUGUACUGCUUUUUUUCCUCCUAAAUCUUCUUCUUCCUCCCAGCCCCAUUUUUACGCCUGUGGUUUGGGAAGCCGCUCCCCUAAAUGGAGGCCGGCAGGUACAAAGGGCGGGGGGAGAAGAAACGACACAGGACUGUAUUCCCCUCGUGUUGUUGGCCGGCUGCCGCUGAGGCCUCGAACGAUAGCGCGGCCUCAAAAUCCAGUUGCUGAAUUUAUUAAGGUUUUUUUGUACUUGUUUCCCAUUUUUUACUCUUUGGUUAAGAGUCUUCAGCUCUCCCGUUAAAGAGCUUUACCGGCUCUCGAGGUUGCAGCCGAACUACGCUGGUUUCUAUUGCACCAAAGUACGACGCGCUCAUCCAGGCUUUGCCGAAUAGGUUACAGUUCAAAUCCUUUUUUUUUUUUUUUUUGGGUAGAGAAUUAUUUUUGUUGGAAUUAUAAAUGUUCUAAAGGAGAGUGGGGAAGGGGGGAGGAAAAACCAAUCAGGUGAACAGCCUCUAGAAAAACAUUUGACCAUAAGUAUUAUGGUGUUAUAAUCCAUUACAUAAAGCAACUUACAAAUUGCUGUUAGGUCUCGGUUAAUUUUCCUCCCAGCUUUGCAAACUUAACUAAUUUGCUGGUAAUCCCUCUAAAGAGAUGAUUUUAAAAAAAGUAGUAAUAACCACCUUGCAUUUCCUGAUACCAAAGAUGCAGUUAGGGGUUGGUUGAGAGUUUGCAUAGGACUUUCCUUUAAACAGGCUACCUUUACUUAGCACGGAUACGUGUUCCUAGUUUUUAAACCAGUAACCAACCCUCUUUUACCAUGGCUCCUGAUUUGCAAGAGGAGAAAUCCUUCCUCCUGGUAUCUUUCAAUAGGAGGAUGAAUUGUUGAACACACAAAGGAUGAUCCGCACGAACAGGAUUAGAGCAAAGGUGGGCCCCUUUGUAGGACUCCCAACAUUGUCACUUGACAAGGCCUUGGGGCAAGAGCCAAUUUUUUAAAAAGGGGGUGGAGAAAAGGCUCAGAUCUGGAAAGAUUUCACAUGCUGACAUGAAAAGAAUGGUGUGGGCGGGGGUUGUGAGAUUUGGGCCAUUUUUGAGGUGCCACGGAUGCUACGAGGGGAUGAUCACGGCAUGGUUGGUCAACCAAAUGCUCCAGGGGACGUUCUCACAUCCUUGUGCAGACGGCCCAUGGUUUCUUCCCCAGCAAUAUAGUGAUCUUUUACAGGAGAUUGUCCUUUCAAUGUUACCCCUUUGAGGGCAGGAGUCUUGUGAAGCCAACGUGGAUGUACAGGACAAGGGAGUUUUCAGCAGGAAGGGCAAGGCAAGAUGGUUUAAAAAUCCAGUAAGGAGGCAAGAUAAAAUGUGACUGUUCGUUAAGCCAUGUCUAUUCCCAGUUAAGAUCUUGGGGGAAGCUGGGGGGAGAAUCUGAGCAUGCCACUUAGGUUAAUAAAUAGUCCUGGGUGGGUGGUCUUAGCAACUUUGCCCGUGUUUGCCGGGGGGGAAAAUAACCACCAAGCAAAUUACAGUUGGUCCUCUGUUUUGAGAAAUGUAAACUCCAGCGGUGAGAGUCAACAUGGUGGUUGCCCUUGGCUAGGAACAUGGGUGGAAAACACAAGGGCAGUCUGCUGGUAGAUUGUGGCAUUCAACAAAAAAGAGUUUUAAAAAUCCCCCAAAUGGUAGCAUUAGCAUUCCCCCCUUUGCACAAUUCCUCUCUCUCUCUCUCAGCUCUGGGAAAAGUUACCGCAUUAAGGGUUACCACCGGGGGAUGUCAAGCUGAGGCAAGAGGAAGAGCAGCCGUUGAGUUCUGUGAAUUGCCUGCUCCAAACACUGCAGGAACCAAAUUCCUGCAAAAUAAUAAAAAUAUAUCCCAGGGCUGGCUGGGAAUCCAGGAAUUUGCUGUGCUGAUCCUUGAGGGAAGAAAGAAGAAAUCACAACCCCCAACAUUUAAUGCUUUUAGUUCUGCAGCCUCAAUGAGAUAUGCAAAUCCGUUCUCUGGCCUAGUUCUGGAACAUUAAGUAUGUUUUGGGAGAACUUGUGACAAAUCCGAGUCUUGAGAGAAUUUAUUGUAUGUAAAUAAAUUGCCUUA